GCCUUCCCAUGAAAUUUUUGGCACGGGGCUUGGCACGAGGUGUUGUCAGUGGAGACCUAAGGGGGCGGCGGCAUUUUACUUUCGGGUGCCGGAGGAAGAGGAUAGGCCCGAUAGGCCGUUCUUGGAGGAAAGAGGGUUUUGUGUUUACACGCUUGGGCGCAGAGCGCGCAAACUCCGCGAAUCCUGGAGUCUUCUGGGCCUUCUCAGUCUCCUCGCACCUUGACCUGUUACAUAAGCAGGCUCUUCCGUUCUGGCACGGCUCGUCUGAGUGCCGGGGUAGCUGGCUGCCUUAUUCUUGCAUAUCUUUUAGCUGGUGAUAGUGAACCAAAAGAUUUAAACAUGAAUCUUUCAAAACUUGCUGCUACACAGCUGAAGAGUGUGGCCACAGGGGAGACAGUGACACUGGGCUCACUGUGGGCUGACCAGCCCACUGUGGUGACCUUCCUGCGCCGCUUUGGAUGAGUGUUCUGUCGGCUGGGGGCCAAGGACCUGAGUGCCUUGCACCCCCAGCUCAAGGAGAACGGCGUCCGCCUGGUGGGCGUCGGUCUCGAGGAGCUCGGUGUGGAGGAGUUUGUUGAAGGACAGUAUUUCUUAGGAGACCUCUUCAUUGACCUGAAACAGGAGAGCUACAAGGAGAUGAAUAUGAAGCGCCACAGCUACUUCAGCAUCUGGCCCAGCGUGUUCGGGAAGAAGGGACGCGACGCCACCAGCCGGGCCAAGACGAUGUCGAUCUCCGGAAACCUGAAGGGCGACGGCUUCCUGAUGGGCGGCACGAUCGUAGUCAACAAGGGCGGCACCGAGACGCUGCUGCAGUUCAAACAGGACGGCCCGGCCGACCACGUCGAGAACAGUGCCAUUCUCAAGGCUCUGGGCAUCUCCGGCGGAGACGCGGCGUCGCCACCGCCGGCCGCCGACGGCGACAAGCCCAAGGUGACCUGCACGGAGGACGUGUGCACGCGCUCCUAGACUGCCGACAGAGCCGGGAGGUGAGGGGGUGGGGCGCGCGGGCCGGACGGCCGGCCGUCGGCUCCGACGAUCGGGCGAAUGACGACGCCGACGCAAAGUCCCAGCGGACCGGUCGGUGUCUGAGGUGUGUCUGAUCGGAGGGUCACCGGCGGGCGUCUGUCCCGCUCCGCUGCCCCACUUCGCCCCUGCCGUGCAUCGGACAGUCUAAAGGGAUGUCUGAAGAUUCCUGGUCUUUAUAAUGUUAUCCGUAUCUCGUCUAUGGUUUGCCGACGGGUUGGUUCGACUCGUUCGGCCGCUGGUGAAGUCUCGAAGUCUCCAUCGCUGCCUCUGGGAACGCCGCACGGCGCUUUCUAUCGAACGAACGACACCGGCGCUGACUCGCCAGAACUGUGUGUGAUGUUCUGUGAUGUACUCGUGUCCACUGCGGCUCUCUCGCUCUCUCCGCGCGUCCCUCCACUGCUCUGCUCUCUCGCUCGCCGCCCUCCCGGCUUGCUGUCUGUGUGAGAUGCGGCAGGGUGGCUUCAAGCGCCACAGACCGGCGCCACGCAAGCGCAGCUAACUGAAUUCCACCCCUUCGGGUGCGCAGAAAACUGAUAUAAUCACGUGCACCUUAUCAACUGAGUGAUAGAGACCAAACACAUGUAUGCCUUCGCUUUGCCCAGUUGAGUUCGCUUGACUGGGAAUGGAGAUAAACGUCGAAUAUUUUGUUAUUGUUUAAUGAUGCGUCAAUACAAGUGGGACUGCUU
Amphibalanus amphitrite is the source of this 1712-nucleotide messenger RNA. Its product is annotated as prostamide/prostaglandin F synthase-like. The record is from RefSeq and is a predicted model, not a curated record. The transcript has 5 exons. Lineage: Eukaryota; Metazoa; Arthropoda; Thecostraca; Balanomorpha; Balanidae. Bases 637 to 966 code for a protein of 109 amino acids.